This is a messenger RNA of Aphis gossypii (cotton aphid), 751 nucleotides long. RefSeq lists its product as uncharacterized. The transcript has a single exon. Bases 273 to 683 code for a protein of 136 amino acids. Lineage: Eukaryota; Metazoa; Arthropoda; Insecta; Hemiptera; Aphididae. The record is from RefSeq and is a predicted model, not a curated record.
AACACGUUUUUGGGGAUGGGACAUUUUCAUUCGCUCCGAAAUAUUUUGUUCAACUUUAUACUAUUCACGUAUUUACAAACAAUUUUUAUGUUCCUGUGGCAUUUUGUUUUUUAAGUAACAAACAUACUGAUACUUACAUCAGUAUGUGGAAAACAUUACAAAAUAUAUGUAUUCAAAUUACUGGUAAUAUAAUAAAUUUAAGCAAUUUUCAUGUCGACUUUGAAAAAUCUGCGCAUAAUGCAGUAUUGUAAAUUUUCCCUAAAUGCAAAAUCAUGUGUUGUAACUUUCAUUUAGGGCAAAAUUGGUUUAGGCAUAUUCAACAACAUAAAUUAUUAUCGAGCGAGUACUUAAACAACGACUCAGAAGUUGGAAAAUGGAUGAAAUGUUUUUUUGGAUUAAGUUAUUUACCCCCUGACGAAGUUUCCGAUGGAUUUUGUGAUCUUAUGUCAAUAGCACCAAGUACUACGUCUAAUAUUUCUAUAUUUUCCGAUUAUAUUUUAGAAAAUUACAUAACAUCGGACAGCAAUUUCCCUCCAACAUUAUGGGCUUGUGAACCUACUAAUAAUCCUAAGACUACUAAUGGUGCCGAGAGUUAUCACAAACAAUAUAAUAGUCAGUUUUACACUGCUCAUCCGCACAUACAUCAAGUAGGUAAUCGACGUCAUUAUUGGAAUUCAAAGUGACACUGAUUUAAAAAUUAAUUCGAUAAACAAUAAAAUCAUAAAUUUCAAAAGAAAAGAGACAAUUAAUA